CGGGGUUCCCAAUUGAUGUCAUUCAACCCUGCACGUGUAUACAGUAAUAAAUCUCCCAACUGUUACCACUCACUUUAUCCACAACCACCACUCUCUCCUCACACAUCACGGCCUGCCAACCUUUCGCCUUUUGCUCAAACACCUGCCCACGCCCUCCAUCUCUGUCUGUCCUGUCCGCGCGGGCCACGAGCCUGCAUACCGCCGCCCAUCAUGCCCUCCAUCGCCAUCGCUGCUCCUCCCGAGCGCUCUCGUGAUCUUGACAUCCACGACAGUGACACUGCCUCUCCUUCUCCUUCACCGUCACCGUCACCCUCGGCCACGGCCACGCCCUCUCGCUCCUCAUCGGCCUCGGCCUCGUCCUCCCGCCACUCCCGUGACCACCACGGCUACUGCUGCGGCAUCUUCGCCCCCGUUGACGUCGAGUCCUGCUUCUCCCACCACCACCACCCGACCAGCGGCAUCGGCCCCGGCACCACCUUCUGGACCGCCCCUCUCCUCGGGCCCUUGCUCUUCUCAAACGACUCGUCCGACGCCCGCGACCACGCAGCCAACGAGCGCACUUUCCUCAGCUACCUCCGCCUCUCCAUCUACAUGGCCGUCGUCGCCGUCGCCAUCACCUUGUCCUUCCACCUCAAGUCCCAGGCCACCGACGUCGAGCUGCGCAUGGCCCGGCCCCUCGGCCUCAUCUUCUGGCUCCUCGCCGUCGCCUGCCUCGCGCUCGGCUUCGGCAACUACGUAAACACACUCAACAAGUACUCUCGCAAGGCCGCCAUUGUCCAGACCGGCUGGCGCACGCAAUCGGUCAUGACCCUCAUCGGCCUCGCCAUCGUCGCAACCUGCAUAGUCCUCCUUGUCGUGACAAAGAUCAAGGUAGAUCUCCAGUGCGACUCGCUCUCCCGCGGCGUCUCGGCGCUCGUGUUCCCCGAGGCCUCUGCUUCUAGUGCUGCUGCCACCUCAUCCUCGCGUGCCUCGCUCGCUGCCGCUGCCGCCAGACACGCCGCCGAUGUCCGGUGCGCGGACAAGUUGAGGGGCCUCGCUUCCUCACUAUGGAGCAGCAGCAGCAGCAGUAGUAGUAGUAGUAGUAGUAGCGGCGGUGGUGUCUCGGUUGAUGGGCUCGUCUGAAGCCGCAAUGCUCCAUUGCGAAGGGGUUUCCGCGAGGGAAAGGAAUACGGGAGAGAGAAGCGGGUGAGCCCUGUCCUCAGCGAAGCAUAAUCUGUUGUUCUUUUUUUGAUUUCUUAGCUUGUUCUUCCUCAGGCCGUGUGUUACGGCUAGCAUUGAUACCCCGCUUCCUCUCAUCAUCAAAAUGUACAUGUUGUAUCUACUUUCAUCACAAGAGAGCACUGAUCGAGUUCGCAAAGCCCGGACUAGAUCACCCCUUCGUGGGUACGACUGCUGGAGCGAGGC
Messenger RNA from Microdochium trichocladiopsis, 1404 nucleotides. RefSeq lists its product as uncharacterized. The coding region runs from base 16 to 1122 and encodes 368 amino acids. Lineage: Eukaryota; Fungi; Ascomycota; Sordariomycetes; Xylariales; Microdochiaceae. The transcript has 2 exons. The record is from RefSeq and is a predicted model, not a curated record.